AUGCUAACAAGAUCCAGGAUUCAACGAGGCGAAGGCAAGCUUGAAGAAUAUAAUCCUAAGAUCGGAAAACGAAGAACUAAUCCACCAUCACAGAUGGAAGGAAAAGGUGGUGAAGAAGGUUCCGAAGACGAAAGUAUUCAAAAGACUCUUCAAAAUUUGGAAACCAUUGUACAAGUUUUAGUACAAGAGAGAGAGGACAAGAUGCGAAGAUGUGCAACUUGUGAGGACAAAGGAAAAAGACCAGGAGGUGACCCUGAGCCUCCAAAAACACCUCCAUCUCCUUCUUCUCCCUCUUCUACUCAUUCUGAGUCUUCUUCUCUUUUCAAGAGUUCACAUAAGCCUAAGAUUAAAUUGGAUGUAAAAUUUGAUCUACCAAAGUACUGUGGGGAAUUAAAUGCUGAAAAAUUAGAUGAUUGGAUUCAACAGGUUGAAGUCUAUUGUAGAGUCCAAAACCUCUUAGAUGAUGCUGAUAGGAUCCAAUUAGCUACUCUUCGGUUAGGAGGUACAACUCUAACCUGGUGGGAGAGUAGAAUUCGGGAUGGGUCUUCACAACAUGGUAAAAUCAAUUUAACUUGGCAAGGGAAAGGUCAAUCUGUCCAGGAUUACACCCAUGAAUUCAGAAAGAAGGCUAUUGCAUUAAAUGUUCCAUUGUAUACCCAGGACAUGUUGCUUAAGUAUAUAGGUGGUCUUCACUCUUAUCUGAGACAUUCGAUUUUGGUCUUGAAUCCUAAUAACUUAGAUGAAGUUGGUGUUCAAGCCACACACCUAGAGUCAAGAGGUAAGGGUUCUUUUAUUGAUAAGUUUGAUAAGAAUCCAUCUAAGUCUGAGAACAAAUCCCAAAACAAAGGGAAGGGGAAAAAGACAGCUAUAGUGAAGAAAGAGGGUGAAAAACCCACAUGCUCACAUUGCAAGAAAGAAGGGCAUGAUGAUUCUAGGUGCUGGAAGCUGCACCCUAAAAAGAGGCCAAAGAGAUAUGGUGGAAACAAAGACAAACAAAAGACUGCUGCUAUAGUUCAACAGGAUCUUGGAUCUGACUCUGGAGAUGAGACAAAGAUCGUUGCUACCAGAAUCCAAGGUAAAGAAAAAGGUAGAUCUCUCUCAUCAGCUACAAGUUCUUCUAAUAUAAGUGCAAGUACAAGUAAAGAUUCUACUCCUAAGAAUGAUAAGCAAAGGAAUGAAUUAUUUCAUAUUCGGGUUGUUAUCAAACAUACUAAAGUUGAUACAUUAUUUGAUACGGGUUCUCAAGUUAACUUGAUAUAUGAAGAAAUUGUUAAAAAGCUUAACUUGACUACAACACCUCAUCCAAAACCAUACCCUCUGGGAUGGGUUUGCAAUGAUGCACAAUUGCAAGUAACUAAACAAUGUAAGAUAAGAUUUGCUAUCACUGCAAACUUUGUAGAUGAGGUAGAAGCUGAUGUAGUCCCUUUAGAUAUUUGUGGUCUUGUACUUGGGAGUCCCUAUUUGUAUGAUCGAUAG
Messenger RNA from Cryptomeria japonica (Japanese cedar), 1476 nucleotides. RefSeq lists its product as uncharacterized. NCBI's taxonomy places the organism in Eukaryota, Viridiplantae, Streptophyta, Pinopsida, Cupressales, Cupressaceae. Bases 1 to 1476 code for a protein of 491 amino acids. The record is from RefSeq and is a predicted model, not a curated record. The transcript is spliced from 2 exons.